Priceomyces carsonii is the source of this 1728-nucleotide messenger RNA. RefSeq lists its product as uncharacterized. The coding region runs from base 1 to 1728 and encodes 575 amino acids. The transcript has a single exon. The record is from RefSeq and is a predicted model, not a curated record. Lineage: Eukaryota; Fungi; Ascomycota; Pichiomycetes; Serinales; Debaryomycetaceae.
AUGAUUCAGACUCGAUUUGCCAUACGGCUAGUACUGAAAAGAGACCCGCUGAGAUAUUUCUCGAAUCCCGUUUGCUUAUCACAAUCACAACGUCUUACUAGGCUCUUUUCUAGCAAAGCUGGACCACCACCUAAGAAAUCGAAGUAUCGUUUUUUUAAGUUUGGUGUAGCCCUAGGUUUGGCUGGCUCACUAUUAUACUAUACUAAUGACACUGCCAGAUACAGUGUAUUGAUGGCUGAAAGAGUGGGUGUGGUAACUAUUGCAACUGCGAGAUGCUUCAACUUGUAUCGCAAGACUUUAAACAAGGAUUACUCGAGCGCAGAGGAAAGGUCAAGGGCACUUUCGAAAACACACAAACGGGCUGCUGAGAUAACGUUAAAAGCUCUUGAAACUAACGGUGGGAUAUAUAUAAAGCUAGGCCAACAUAUUACUGCUCUAACAUAUUUAUUACCUCGCGAGUGGACCGAGACUAUGAUUCCGUUACAAGAUCAAUGUCCAAGGUCUUCUAUGGAGGAGAUCGAGGAAUUAUUCAUCACAGAUAUGGGGGCUACAAUAGAUGAAAUAUUUAGUGACUUUGAUCCUGAACCCGUGGGAGUGGCUUCGUUAGCCCAGGUGCAUGUUGCAAAAUUGAAGGACACUGGAGAAAAAGUAGCGGUGAAAGUCCAACACCCUUCAUUAGCGCAAUUUGUUCCUUUGGAUGUUUAUCUCACUAGCAAAGUCUUCCAAUUAAUGUACAAAUUUUUCCCUGAAUACCCCUUAACAUGGCUAGGUGAAGAAAUGGAGAGUUCUAUAUUCGUGGAAUUAAAUUUCGUAAACGAAGCAAGAAAUGCACAGCAUACUUCUGAAUACUUCAAAGAUUUAAAGAAUUUGACAGCAUUACGUAUACCUGAGGUGAAAUUUGCCAAAAAGAGAAUUUUGGUUAUGGAGUAUCUAUCUGGAGCUAGAUUGGAUGAUUUGAAAUACAUGAAAGAACAUAAGAUAAACACUGCAGAGGUUUCAUCAUGCCUUGCACAUAUAUUUGACAUUAUGAUUUUUGUUCCUGGAGUCGGAUUACAUUGUGAUCCUCACGGAGGGAACUUGGCUAUAAGACCGUCAAAUGGCAAUGAGAAACAUAACUUUGAAAUCAUCUUAUAUGAUCAUGGUCUUUAUCGAAAUAUUCCCAUAGAUAUGAAGAGAAGUUACUCACAUUUUUGGUUAUCUAUAUUAGACAAUAAUGUCCCUAAGAUGAAGGAAUAUGCUGAAAAAUUCGCUGGUGUCAAAGGAGAUCAAAAAUUCAAGAUUUUUGCUUGUGCGAUCACAGGAAGAGACACGGACAAUACCUUAAACUAUGAUAUAUCCUCAACUAGAUCUUCAACAGAGAUUGUGAACAUGCAGAAACAAUUACAGUCAGACGGCAAGGUGCUAGAAGAUUUAAUGUAUAUUUUAAGUUCGAUGCCCAGAAUCGUACUUUUAAUAUUGAAAACGAAUGACCUCACAAGAAGCUUGGAUGAGAACUUGGAUAACCCGCUUGGUCCAGAACGAUCCUUCUUAAUAUUGGCAAAUUACUGCGCAAAAGCUGUGUAUGACGAGCAUAAAGAAACGAUAUCAAAAGAAUGCUCAAAAUAUUCGAUCAUAUGGGCAUAUAAAUGUAUCAAGAAUUGGUUGAGUUAUGAAAAAAGGAUAAGCUCUCUAUAUAUCUAUGAUUGGGUCAUGAUUUUCAAGAACUUUAAACAUAGAAUGUUCGAGUAA